Amphiprion ocellaris (clown anemonefish) is the source of this 3998-nucleotide messenger RNA. It is a transcript of the gene gsap, whose product is annotated as gamma-secretase activating protein. Lineage: Eukaryota; Metazoa; Chordata; Actinopteri; Pomacentridae. The transcript is spliced from 32 exons. Bases 273 to 2894 code for a protein of 873 amino acids. The record is from RefSeq and is a predicted model, not a curated record. Gene Ontology annotation, biological process: positive regulation of amyloid-beta formation. Gene Ontology annotation, cellular component: trans-Golgi network.
GAGCGAACUUCGGGACGGCGUGACAUUUCCGCAUGUCAAUAAAAACACACACAUUUCCUGAAGUCAGGAAGGAAACAGCAGAAAGUUAAAUAUGUACCUGAGAGCUCUGAUGCGUUCACUGGAGUCCAAAGUUAGCGAACAAACUUUCGGUCACAUGAUGUGAAGCAGACAGAGACAGACAGCAGCCGUAAGGUGCCGCCUCUACUCCGGGACUGCUCGUAAAAGAAAGUGGGCUUUUUUAAGGUGAAAACUAGAGACAGUAAGGCGAACACAUGCUGAAGUUAAAGCCGAAGUUUGACCUGAACAGAGAUGUGGUGUCGGACAUCCUCAGGAAGGAGGCGUCGGUGUGUCGAGUCAAAGAAUACUCUGAAGCAGUGGACAUUCGUAUCCUGAACAUCGAGAGAGAUGGGGGCAUCCUUUACUCCUGGAAGGGAGCAACAGGUACCACCAGGAUCGGGAAAUACGACUCCAGCAGCAAACAGAACAAGCUCCUGUACACAUUUGACAAGCAGGUGUGCGUCAGCAGCUGCUCCCUGAACAAGGAGGAGACGCUGUUAGCUGUCAGCUUGGCACAAAAUACCAGAGGAUAUGACCGCCUCAACCCAAUUUCAAAGUGUCUAACCCUCCUGAUUGAGAUCCAUCCCAUCAACAACACUAAAGUCCUCAAGGCGGUGGACUGCAGAGUCAAAGUGCAGUUCCUUCAUCAAGACACUGACAGGAGAUCAGUGCUGGAGAGCCAUCUGCUGCUGCUGACUGAAGAUGGAUAUGUGGAUCUGUACCAUGUGUUGCUGACCAAGCAGGAAGGUUAUAGGGUGGUGAUGGCAAAUCCCGAGCGCUUGUCCAGGACGGCAGAGCGAAUAGUAGAAGAUUUCUGCUGGGUCCAGUGGGACGGACACACACAAAGACUCUACUAUCUCACACACAAGGACAAGUUCUUCCUGCGAUGUGUUCAGUUCUACCCAAACCAUAACUGUGAAACUGUGUUGGAGCUCCCAUUAGAGUUUCCUGCUAAUUCUUUCCGCACAGUCAAGUUUGCAAAUCUGGGUUUUGAUCAUUAUCACACAGAGAGACCAGAGCAGGACCUAGUUAGGAUGGAAGUGUUCACAAACAGAAUAGGAAGCCUGUGUGUGUGCUACAGCCAGCCCCUCAAAGACAAACAGGAACUGAUCUACACUGUGGUUUUAGUUCACAAAGACUGCAGCAAGAAGUUCAGAGUGUCUCUGGGUGGUGACGACUCACCCCGAAAAGCCUCACAGCUCCAUCCACUAUUCAUCCCAAUAGGUUACUACAUCCUGGUGUAUCUGCAGGGUUCUAUCCUCCACUGUAUCAACACCAGGCAGCAGGAGAUGCUCUGUCACUCCCUCUUCCUCUGUGGUACAGACGCGAACUUGGGCCUGCAGAGUCAGUCGUCAAAUAUUAUAGUUUUGCAUGCAGAGGAAGAGCCUAGCGGUUGUCUGUUGGACCUGAUCAGUGGGAGGAUCCACACUGCUGAGCUUUGCCCUGCCUUCCUGCUGCAGAUACUGCAAUCAGGCACAAGUUCUAGGUGCCCCAGCAGUAAGACUGACCCUCAGCGCCUGGCUGCACUCCACUGCCUGCUGGUUUACAUGGGAAAUGACCCAAACCUGGAGCUGAAGAUCAUCGAAUGGCUCUGUGACAACGUGAACACCUUUGAAUCCUUCAGUCAGAUCCAGGAAUUCAUUUUAGCCUCUUUGUACAGAAUAGGCUAUGAGAAGUCUCUCGGCUUGGAUAAAGUCCUACCGUACUCCUCUGUAUUCGACACCAAGGUGGUACCAGUGUGUUUGUUAGAGGUUCCUGGUGUGUUUUGCAUCACUGAGCUGCAUAUUGAAACUGUCUUCAAAGGGAAGGCCAGGAGUCUCCAGGGUUUCUGGUCAGAGCUGCAGUGGAACACAGAGAGGACAAAAUAUCUGGAUGCUGCUCCCAACCCCAGAUACAGACCCUCACACAUCCAGGCCGACUGGGAUAAACUGGUGGCAGAGAGGUUCGAGAAGAGACCUUCCAGCCACAUGAAUCACAUGGAAGAGAACACAAAGAAAGUUCUAUCAAUGGUGGACACCUGGUGUCUCGAUAAGAAGCUGGUGCCACUUUUCCAGGAGGAGGACCAUCAACAGAGGGCACUCAUAGGCCUGACGGUUGAGAAGCUCCGAGAUCACCUCAACAGACACCUGCCUCGACUGGGGAAGAAGAAGAUCGACUCGCUGGUUGUCAACUACGUAGCCAAACUGCUGGAGCUCAUCAGACACAUGCUGGAGUCAGUCUGGCUGAAGUACAAACUCGGCCCUCGUGCUUUGAGCUUGACUCAGCAGGGCAGUCCGUCUGAGUGGUCAGUGUUUCACUUCAUGUUUCGGAUCCUGGAAUCCACCCAGGGUCUCUGCCUGCCCCUCCCACCCGGAUAUCACACCCUGUUUGCUGUGUUUGCCAUGCGUUGCCUCCCUCAUCACACCUUUCUGCAGUACAUCGAUCACGGUUUCCUGCAGCUCACCGAAACCUUUGUGUCUCGUCUCAUGACAGAUUUGGACAACAGCGACGCCAACGAGAGACUGAAGUUCAGCGUACUUAAGAGACUCCCUCAGGAUAUGGAGCAAAGGAUCUACCAUAUGUGGGAUCAUCCUGUCAGCUCGGCUUCAAUCUCCAGAGAUUAUGUCAGGACUCUGCUAGAGAAACACAACAAAAACAAGGGAUUUGCAUUCACUGGCAGAGACAAGCCCGGCUUCAGACCUGAGUUUCUGCCUCUUACCUACCUGGCAAAAAUACUCUCUGAUAUAGAGGAACAAGCUCUGAACCCGUUCGAGGAGCAGGAGAACGUGGACGCCAAGUUUGUGGAGGAGACGGCUCUGAAACAGACGCUGAUACUGCUGGGCUUUGAGAAAAAAUGAAGGAUGAAGAAGGGCGGCGGGGGACGCUGGGGUUGGAUGGAUUGAGAGGGAAAAACAGAUGAGGGGGAAAAUGUGUUUGAGAGAGACAGAACAGCCAUCAUCGACUGGGCCUCGAGGACAAGUAACGGAUGGAUGGAUGAUGGAAGGACGGAGGAGGCGAGAAAUGAAAGAUGAACGGGAAGAGUGAAAAGGCAGAGCGCUCGUAAACAAGUUCUCAGUGUUUGAUGACAAAUUAGGGCGUGGACGGACAGAUAGAUGGAUGGAGACGCCCGGAAUUAGAAGCAGACGGGAUGAGGGAGGAAAAAGUGAAGCCUGUAUGCACCAAAAAUUAAAACCCAAACACAGUUGUACCUUAAAUUAGCGCUUUAGCUCCAUUUCUGGACACAUGUUGAAAUUCCUCAUUGAAACCAAUAACCACAGGCAGCUAUUUCCUAUUAACUCAGCUACAAUUCUCCCCACUUUGUUUUUACACAAUUUAUGAACACCGAUGUCAAAACCGGCGAACGGUAUUUAUAAAUCAAACACGCUUGUUUAUCCCCCUGUGCUUCCUGUAAUGCCGCUGCACCCCAUCAACUUGAUUACAUGCUGACAAACGCUCCGAGAGGCUUGAUAUGGUCGGUCGGUGGGCGCCGCGCAUUAAAUCUGGUUUCCGACUCGUCCUGAACCUUUUGCUGCACGGUGAGACUUCAGUGCUGUUCACAGUUUGGACAAAGUAACAGAACACUUCGCACUGAUUAGAGCCGAAUCGGAAUGAGGGGAUUAGAAGGAGCCAAGCACAAAUGAUUUGUAAGAUUUGAAACAACUGGAAGAAUCAGUGCAGAAUUCUCUAUGAAUAAAGGGUUGAUACUAAAACAGGAAGAUAUUACUCAGCUGCAAACGUCUGGAUUGAAUAAUAAGGUGGCAUUCUUACUGUAAGAGGAGAAAUUGUUUUGUAGUCAUGUGUUUGUGAUCCUUUUUAGAUUGUUGGCACCAUUUGCUACUAAAUUCCAGACUAUUUACAUCUCAUGUUGAUUGCAAAAAUGUCUUCUGAAAGAAGAGAUUUCUCAAUAUGUUUAUAUCAACAAACUGUCAAAUGGAUUACAAAUAAAGAGAAUUUUUUUUCAA